AUGGAAAACAAACAGGACCAAACUGUCGAGUCCUCGUCGGAUGAUGACGCUCUUCCGCCGAGUCGCCAACCCUUCCUGUUGGAGCCCCCAUUGAUAGCUAUUCUUCCCCCGAGUUGGCCACCGCGUCCAGACAUCUUCGACGAGGUUCUUCUGCGAAAACCCAUGACUCCCGAGAGAGCUCACGACGCUUACAUGGCCUGGUAUCAUCCAGAUCAAGACUUGGGCCAAGUCUGGCGGCUGUGGGACGCAAAGAGUCAGCGUCCAUAUCCGCGGCCGCCUGAGAACGACGAGGAUCUCCACAUUCUGGCACACAAUGUCUAUGAGCAUCUGAUGAGCGACCCUCUCGUGCCUGCGGCAUGGGAAGAAAGCGAGCAAGUACUGGCUGAGCAAGCGCUGGACUCGAUUUACGAUCUCUCGCAAAACAUGCAGCAAACCAAGAAGGCAGCCAUCCAGUCGGGUAGUCUCGGAUACCUCAGUCUACUCAACUUACAACAGCUUCAAAUGCACUGCAAGGAACUCGGUCUGAGCUGUCACGGAGAAGCCACAGACCUUCGACUUCGUAUUGCUGCCGACUCGAUGAGUGAGUGGUCUGGUAUGCUAGCGCAAAGCGAUCUUUCGCAUUGGGGAAUUUCACGCCCAGCAAAAUUUGACUUGGAACCCUGGAAACAACCGAAAGCCGAUGCUCUGGAGAUGUACACUGUCGCAAUUCAGAUCAGUCCAUACAAUCCCACAUAUUGGGUGAGCCGCGCAUACUGCCAUUACCUUCGGGGCUUUUUUGACCUUGCCAUCGGCGACGCCUAUCGCGCUGGUAUUCUUUGCGACGUUCUGGAGCAGGCCUCCGAGCGCAAUCGAAGACCCGGAUUCUAUGUACGCAUAUUGGAGGCAAUUGAGGCCCACUUGAUGGUCAAUCCUCGCGAUGAGAAUGGUAACCUCAAGCCCGAGGUGGUCCGUAUGCGGCGGGCGAAUGGUAUCAAUGCGUUCGUUCCAACGCUCCAAAAGGCUCUUCACAGCAUCAUAAGCCUGAGUCUUGCGGGACUCAAUGCUUGGCAUGACUACGGUGAUCACAUCAAGAUUCUUGAUCAAAGACUGGGUAUGCCGGACCGUGACGUGCGAGUUCCACAGCUUCGCGCCAAGCUGAGCAGAAAAGCGGCCAAACUUCACCAAGAUCACAUUCGUGUCGGAAGGAAGCCUUUCUUCCACGAAAAAGGCGCAGGUGAGGUCCCUGCGAGUCGACCAUACCCAUUCGAAAAGCAAGAUGUGCAUCGCACUUCGCCGGCGUUUCUUCAAAAGCUCAACGAAGCCAUAUUCGGAGAGGAAAGCUCUGCGCACGAAAAAGGGUCGCCACUUUGCCAUAUCGACAGGGUUGACGAGGACCAUGAAUUAGGGGUCUUUGCUAUUGGUAAUAUUCAGAAAGAUGCCAUCAUUCACACCGAGGAGCCCACAAUACGGGGGCAUCUUCCACCUCGCCGUGUGGGAGAGGAUCUCCCGGGAAAAGCUGCCGACAAAGACCGAUGUGAGAACUGCUUGAAGGAAGUCGAAAUCAGCGCAACCAAGCCCAAAGAGUAUGAAAGUGCCAAUCAAUGCGCUUGUGCUACCAAGUGGCUUCGCUAUCCUGAAGGCCCCGGCCUGUCAUUCUGUGAUUCGGAUCCGCAAUCUACCGGGAAGAAGGGGUGUCUAGAUAUUGCACGUGAAGUUCAUCACUUCAGUAGCUGUGGCAAAGACUGGCGCUGGCUUUACGACGCAAUGAGGCCCGUCGUCGGCAAAUGGGAAGGAAAGGAAUAUUUCACUCACACAAACGAGGCGCACGGGACCGUUCUGAUGCUGCUUUUGCGCAAUGUAUUUGAAAUCGCGCUCCAUCGUCGAAACGAGGAGCCAGAGGAGGACAUGCGUCUGAAUCCUCACGAGAUUGACGAGCUUCUCGUCCUCGACGGUGCGAGCACGUCGUGGAGGAACAGCUGGUUUCCCUUCACCAUGGCAGCAAAUAUCAAAGUUCCUUUCGACAUUCUGGAAAGUCUCGGCGUUGAUAUCUUUCAGAGACCGGAAUUUGACACUUGGGUUAUCCAAGUUAUUUUACGGAAGCUUUUGGUCAAUGCUGUACCCUGGGAUCCACGCCGUCAAGGCGAAGUAUCCGAUCGACUUCCGUUUGAUGGAGACAAACAGCUUCUCACUCCCAAGGCGCAAUUGCAACUCGUCAAGAAAAAGAAACCACUCACGAACCUCGACCCAUCGUUCUGUAAUCUUUACUUAUUCCCGGGACUCAGUUUGUUCAACCAUUCAUGUGAUGGUUCACACAACGCUGACUGGGGCUACGACGAACUCAUUCCAAACCGCGUUGUUGUGUGGGCGACAAAGCCCAUUGCCCCUGGCGAAGAGAUUCGCAUCCGGUAUCGGCCAAGCGCCAUCACUUCUGAUGACUGCGCAACAAGACUAUUUGGUCGGCCCUGUCGAUGUACUCGCUGUCUCCAGAAGGCGACAUCGUAUCAAGACUCUGAUGCCGACACCUUUACAGAUCAGCAGUCAGUGGACGAAGAAACAUCCGCGAAUACCAGACAGUCAAGAGAUGAAUCCUGGCGGGCAAGCAACGACCCUGACUCUGACUCUGACGAGCCCUCGUCAUACUUUGACGCGUCUGAUGAGAUUGACUUAACCGAGUCUCUUCAAUCCGGGCAGGAUACAGACCAUGCUGUUGUCGAUGAUGGAAGGGUUGUGGUCUACCGCGAGCUGACCAGUCCGAAACCCGCGAAGCCUUUGGUACGCAAGAGGCAGUCCAUUGAGUCCGAAGAAUACUUUUCAGAUUACUCAAGACCAAAAAUGAUCAGAGAUCUCGAUGACAAAACAUGGCACAUCCCAUCGGAUUCACAGAAGCAUGCUCAAUGGGUUCGAGAGUACCGGGAGAAUCUGAGGGAUAGACUGGAGGGUAAAGAAGUGAAGGAGAAAAGUCCACAGAAAAAGGCUGUGGGGAAGAAAAAAGCGGUUAGGAAGUUGGGCAGAAAUGGCAAGAAGAAGUGA
Molecule: messenger RNA, 3009 nt
Organism: Penicillium diatomitis
Lineage: Eukaryota; Fungi; Ascomycota; Eurotiomycetes; Eurotiales; Aspergillaceae
Exons: 1
Coding region: 1-3009 (1002 amino acids)
Molecular function (GO): protein binding
Source: RefSeq, a predicted model, not a curated record